This is a messenger RNA of Vigna umbellata (rice bean), 733 nucleotides long. The record is from RefSeq and is a predicted model, not a curated record. NCBI's taxonomy places the organism in Eukaryota, Viridiplantae, Streptophyta, Magnoliopsida, Fabales, Fabaceae.
UCUUUUAAGUUUGUUUGGGGUUUUUUGCAGGCUAUAAUUAGAGUUCGAUUCCCAGAUAAUCACACAUUGGAGACUACAUUCCACCCAUCGGAAACAGUCCAGAGUUUAAUUGAUGUCCUGACUAAAGUUAUUGUGCUGCCAGAGCAGCCAUUCUAUAUAUAUACUACUCCGCCUAAAAAGAUUAUGAAAGACAUGUCUCAGAAUUUUUAUGAUGCUGGCUUUUGUCCUGGUGCCAUUGUCUACUUCUCAUACGAUGUCCCAAAAGGUAGCACUGGUCCUUACCUUCAAGAAGAUAUCUUGUCUUUGAAGGAACUGCAUGCUGCUAAUGAUCAAGGCCAACAAUCUGAGCCUUUAGUACAGUCAGAACCUGAACCUGCUGUGGCAACACAUCCUCCUCCUGUUGAACAACGAAAACCUGCUGAAAAAAAACUUGUUAAACCAAAGUGGUUAAAAAUGUGAUUUCAAUUUCUCUUAGAUUCAGUAAUCAUUGUUCAGAAUUCAACGUAUUAUGCAAAGUCCACAAGAAUACAUCAUAGUUAACUUCCUUUCCUUCCUUCUGCAUUUCGUGAAUUUGUAUAUAGUGUUUGAAAACAUUGGAUAAGUUUCUUAGUGAAUGCAAGCGUCUUAGAUGUAUGUGUUGUUUCAAAUUUCAACGUUACAUUAUACUUGUAGAAAUUUUCUUUGAUCCUGAUUUGGAGAAUGCAAGCAUCUUGCAAUGUUGUUUGCUUAUUAA